AUGGCUUUCGAUCCUGACCAUGUCAAUCUGAACAAGGCCAGCAAGGAGGAUGUCCUUUGUUACCUGGCCAUCUCGGAGAACCAAUACAAUGGCCACCUCGGCGCUCGCAUUUCGUCCAUCUUUGUGAUUCUCUUCGUCUCCUCCGCCUUCACGGUCUUCCCUGUACUGGCCAAGCGGAUUCCCUCCUGGAGAAUCCCGCAGAAUGUCUAUCUCUUUGCUCGCUACUUCGGCACCGGCGUGAUCGUCGCUACAGCCUUUGUCCACCUACUCGACCCGGCCUACAAAAGAAUCGGACCGAAGACCUGUGUCGGACAGUCAGGAUACUGGGCGGAAUACUCGUGGUGUGCCGGCAUUGUGCUGUUCACAGUCUUUGUAAUCUUCCUCCUGGAUCUGGCAGCAGAGAUCUACGUCGAACACAAGUAUGGCAUGCACAAGAACGAAGAAGCCACCAACGUCUUCAUCGCCCAUGAGCAUCAUCUCGAUGUGCAGCCUGCCCCAACGCAGCCCACCAUCAUUUCCGACGACAAGGCAAGACGCGUCGAAACAUGGUCCUCCGAGAGCGACUCCACAGCAGCAGAGCAAUCCUUCCGCCAACAGAUCGCAGCCUUCCUGCUUCUAGAAUUUGGCAUCAUCUUCCACUCAGUAAUCAUCGGCCUAAACCUCGGCGUGACAGGCUCCGAGUUUGCAACUCUCUACCCAGUACUAGUCUUCCACCAGUCCUUCGAAGGACUCGGAAUUGGAGCCCGCAUGUCAGCCAUCCCAUUCGGAAACCACACCUGGCUGCCGUGGAUUCUGUGUGCGGCGUACGGCCUAACCACUCCGAUCUCCAUUGCAAUCGGCCUGGGACUGCGAACUACCUAUGUGCCGGGCUCGAAGACGUCUCUCAUUAUUCAGGGUGUGUUGAAUGCCAUCUCGGCUGGGAUCCUGAUCUACACUGGACUGGUUGAGCUCCUGGCUCGUGACUUUCUGUUUGAUCCCUGCCGUACUAGACGUCGGUCGAAGUUGUUGUUCAUGGUGUGCUGUACCGUGUUGGGUGCUGGGAUUAUGGCACUGAUUGGGAAAUGGGCCUAA
Messenger RNA from Penicillium nucicola, 1071 nucleotides. It is a transcript of the gene zrfA, whose product is annotated as high-affinity Zn(2+) transporter ZRT1. The record is from RefSeq and is a predicted model, not a curated record. Gene Ontology annotation, cellular component: plasma membrane. The transcript has a single exon. Bases 1 to 1071 code for a protein of 356 amino acids. Lineage: Eukaryota; Fungi; Ascomycota; Eurotiomycetes; Eurotiales; Aspergillaceae. Gene Ontology annotation, biological process: zinc ion import across plasma membrane. Gene Ontology annotation, molecular function: high-affinity zinc transmembrane transporter activity.